Molecule: messenger RNA, 833 nt
Organism: Theobroma cacao (cacao)
Lineage: Eukaryota; Viridiplantae; Streptophyta; Magnoliopsida; Malvales; Malvaceae
Product: protein TIFY 5B-like
Biological process (GO): regulation of defense response; response to wounding; regulation of jasmonic acid mediated signaling pathway
Cellular component (GO): nucleus
Source: RefSeq, a predicted model, not a curated record
CUUUCUUCUUUCUUAACUGCCCAUCCAAUUUAACAUUUCUUCUUCCUCCAUACCCACGCCAUUUGAUUUUUCUCUCAUUGCAGUAUAUCAGAUAAAACAAGAGUGCUUAAAUUUUGUUUUCUUCAUCUUCAACCAUGAGACGAAACUGCAGCUUGGAACUUCGCCUCCUUCCUUCUAGUUAUUCCGGCGGCCACCACGACAUGAUGGAAGAGAGCAGCGAAAGCCCACAAAACCAACAGCAACAGCUAACAAUUUUCUACAAUGGAAGAGUUUGUGUUUGUGAUGUUACAGAGCUCCAGGCAAGAGCCAUUCUAAUGCUGGCAAACCGAGAAACGGAUGAAAGAAUAACAACUCCGACGGGUUCGGGAUCGGUACCGGCUUCACCAACGCUACAAUCUCAGCUAUACAGCCCAAAUACUGGAAUGACCAUGAAGAGAUCGCUCCAACGGUUCCUCCAAAAACGAAAGAAUCGGAUCCAAUCUACGUCUCCAUACCAUUAAUGAUACCAAUCCCUGCAUUCCUCAUCUAUCUUUUUGGCUAGCAAUGUCCUGCUAAGCCUUUCCAGGAAACGACAGGCCCGUGGGAUAUACCUGGGAGCUGGUUCUUUCUUUGUUUCCUUACGAUUAUGUAAAUAUACGUAUGAAUUAUGCGAGCAGCUUGAAGACCGUGAAUUUCACAUUUGUUGAUUGAUUUUUAUUUUUAUUUUUAUAUUUUUUGCUUUUUCUGUGACCAGAUAUUCUGUUUAAUUAUUUGGUUGUUGCUUGGCUUUUGUUAUAUUCUUUGAUUUCCAUCAUUUACAACAAAUCUAUAUACAAAACUUUGGCUUGAAAUUG